Molecule: messenger RNA, 2385 nt
Organism: Leptonychotes weddellii (Weddell seal)
Lineage: Eukaryota; Metazoa; Chordata; Mammalia; Carnivora; Phocidae
Source: RefSeq, a predicted model, not a curated record
AUGGGAGGCCCGGCCCCCCGGCUGCGUCUGGCUGACGGCCCCCACGGGUGUGCCGGCCGCCUGGAGGUGUGGCACGGCGGGCGCUGGGGGACCGUGUGUGAUGAUGCCUGGGACCUGCGGGACGCCGCCGUGGCCUGCCGCGAGCUGGGCUGUGGGGGUGCGCUGGCCGCCCCCGGAGGCGCCUUCUUUGGGGAGGGCGCCGGACCCAUCUUCCUGGAUGACCUUCGGUGUCGGGGUAACGAGACAGCCCUGCGAUUCUGCCCAGCACGGCCCUGGGGCCAGCAUGACUGUCACCACAGGGAGGACGCUGGGGCUGUGUGUGAUGGUAUGCCUCUUGGAUAUGUCCCUCCCACGGCCCCGGCAGUGGACAGCAACGGCUCUUUGCCCAGGGAGGCAGCGUCCAGGCCUCUGGCCCCCACAGUGAGCCAGGCCCCAGGGACAGCAGGUGUCUCACCUCCUCCUGUCUCCCUCACUGUCCCUCGGGAGCCUGGACCAGAAGCUGGGUCCCCCCAGCUGCGCCUGGUGGCAGGGCCCAGCAGGUGUUCAGGUCGGCUGGAGGUGUGGCACAAUGGGCGCUGGGGGACGGUGUGUGAUGACAGCUGGGACCUGCGGGACUCAGCUGUGGUCUGCCGGGAGCUGGGCUGCGGCAGAGCUCGGCAGCAGGACCCUGCGGCUGGCCGCUUUGGCUGGGGGGCUGGCCCCAUCUGGCUGGACGACGUGGGGUGCUUGGGGACCGAGGCCUCACUCUCAGACUGCCCCGCUGCGCCCUGGGGGAAGCACAACUGUGCUCACAAUGAAGACGUUGGAGUCACCUGCACUGACACCCCUGGCCUGGACUCCAUCGCAGACCCCUUCAGUUGGAGCUGGAUCCCUGGCCUGGGUAGAGAUCCGGAUGCCUGGCUCCCUGGGGAACUGGCCACCAAGCCCCCCGCAAAGCUGACCCCCAGUGUUCCCGAGAAAACCACCACCAAGGCCCCAGGGAAAAUGCCCAAGAGUACUAAGAAGUGGGUGACCAAAAAUGCAAGGAGACCGACCACUCAGCCCCCUGCGAUGCCAACCACUAAACACUCCAGGGUCCUGGGCACCCAGAGGCCCCCUGAACUGACCUCACGUACCACCACAACCCUGACCACUGAAGCCUCCCGAAGAACAGUUUCUGAGUCUACUACCAAGUUGACCACUGAGGUUCCCCACAGGAUGACCUCACAUACUACUGCAACACGGACUCCCCGGGCCCCCCGAGAACGGACCGCUAAGACCGUGACAACAUCAACCACUCAAGGCCCCCGAGAAAUGACCUCUGAGGCCAUGGUGCAGCGAAUCCCUCUGGCCUCCACGGAGCCAUCUGCUGACACCCCAGCACAAGGUUCUCCAGAGUCUUCCAAAGACCCAGCCCCCUCCCCCACUGGGAGCACCGCUGGGGGAUCAGGCCCGUUCCGGGUGCGUCUGGCCGAUGGGCCCAACCGGUGUGCUGGCCGGCUGGAGGUGUGGCAUGCUGGGCGCUGGGGGACAGUAUGCGAUGACAGCUGGGACCUGCGGGACAGUACCGUGGCCUGCUGGGAGCUGGGCUGUGGAAGGGUCCGGGCCCGAGUGGGCAAAACCCACUACGGCCCCGGGACCGGUCCCAUCUGGCUGGAUGACGUGGGCUGCAAGGGAAUGGAGGCCUCGCUGAGUGACUGCCCUGCUAGGGCAUGGGGCCAGCACAACUGUGACCACGAGGAAGACGUGGGCCUCACCUGCACUGGCUACGCGGAUGAGGAUGAUUAUCCUCCCUGGACCUGGGAUCCCACCUCGGGAGAGGACCUGGCCAAGGCGACCACCGCUGCAGGGGUACCUGGACACAGGCUCUCCUGGGGCACCACCAAGAGCCCAGGGGCCCCCUCCCCGGCGACAAGGCAUCUUCCGGACACAGGUGAGGUGCACGGCCAGGGUGCGGAUGGGGCCCCCAUCAAUUUGUGUGCGCCUCCCGGCAGGGCUUCCCAAGACCCCAAACCGCGACACCUGAGACUGGGCCCCUCCAUCCAGAGCCCAGAGACCUCCCAGCUGGCCGAGGUCACCACGCCAUCCUGCAGCGCCCUACAGCUUGGCCCGUGCGGCCGACCUGAGUGUCCUUUCACCCCUGCGGCCACACCCGGAGCCUCACGCACGCGCACUCCGCUGUCCUCGGGAGGAGGAGUGGGCCCAAUCCGCUUCACGCCCCGUGACGCCACAGGCGCGCUGCGCCUCCUGAUUGGCCGGCAGACCCACGCCCGCGCGCCCCCUCGUGGCGGAGACGGUCAGACGCGGGGCAUGGAGUUCCUUCUUGGAGUGGGCGGGAGGGGAGGCGACUACGUGAGCUCAGAGAAGUGCAGAAUUGCGAGCCGCUCAAGGGAGAUCUCGGGGUAG